Archocentrus centrarchus (flier cichlid) is the source of this 2553-nucleotide messenger RNA. RefSeq names its product transferrin receptor protein 1-like. The record is from RefSeq and is a predicted model, not a curated record. Gene Ontology annotation, molecular function: transferrin receptor activity. Gene Ontology annotation, biological process: transferrin transport; intracellular iron ion homeostasis. Lineage: Eukaryota; Metazoa; Chordata; Actinopteri; Cichliformes; Cichlidae. The transcript is spliced from 16 exons. Bases 16 to 2250 code for a protein of 744 amino acids. Gene Ontology annotation, cellular component: external side of plasma membrane.
GCCACAUUCCUGAACAUGGAAGGUGACAGCAGCCAAGUGGAGAUGAUACUGUCAUCUGACGUAAAUGAGGAGGCUGGGGAAAACAGCCACGGAGACCACUUAUAUAUCGACUCAAUCCGCAAACCAUACGUGGCUAAAAAGUAUGGAUGUACACCCAAGAGCCUCUGCUUCAUGGCAGGUGCUAUGUUGUUCAUCUUCAUCAUCGGCUACUUGAUUGGCUACCUGGUUCAUCGCAAUAAGGAUUUGGCUCCCACCUGUGCACCCACUGCUCUCAGUUUUGAAGACACAGUUGUUGCCCAUGAGACCGGUGCUGCUCCCCUCAUGGACUGGGAUGAUGUGAAAAAGCUCCUUGCUCAAAAACUGACUGCACCCAGUUUGGACACUGCCCUCAGUGACUUUACCAGCAGCAGCCACCAGGCUGGUUCUCCUGGUGAUGAAAAUCUGGGAAACAAGGUGCUUAAGAAGUUUAAGGAGUACGGCAUGAAUACCUGGACUGAGGAGCACUUUGUCAAGGUUCAGGACCCCCCAGCUUCUGGAUACAACAGAAUAGUUUUCAAGAACGGGUCAGAGGAGCGUCUGAGGGGAUUCUUGUCCUACAGUGCCCAAGGAACUGCAACGGGUGCAGUGCUGUAUGCCCGUUAUGGGCAGGAAAAUGAUUUCAGACAGCUGAAGAACAUGAACAUCAACAUGAAUGGCAGAGUCAUGCUGGUCAGAGCUGGAAGGAUCAGCUUUGCUGAGAAGGUGGCCAAUGCAGCCAAAAUGAACGCCUCUGCUGUGCUGAUCUACCCAGACCCCACUGAUUACUCCAUCGGAGAGGACACUCCACUUUAUGGUCAUGUCCACAUGGGUUCUGGGGAUCCCUACACCCCAGGCUUCCCCUCCUUCAACCACACCCAGUUUCCACCUGUACAGUCUUCAGGCCUGCCAAAUAUUUUGGCUCAGACUAUCACAGCAGGCAGGGCAACCAAUAUUCUGAGGCAGCUCAAGGGUAGAUCUCAGCCAGAUGAUUGGGAGGGCAUGAACAGACUCGGAGACGAGAGCGACGUUAUUACCGUGGAAGUCAACAACGUUUUUACUGAGAAAAAGAUAAAUAACGUCUUUGGAGUCAUUAAAGGCUUUGUGGAUGCAGAUCGAUACGUGGUCAUUGGUGCCCAGAGGGAUGCGUGGGGCCCGGGUUUUGCAGCAUCCACCGUCGGCACCAGCGUGCUUGUUGAGUUGGCACGUUCCAUCUCUGACAUGGUGAAGAACGAUGGAUUCAAGCCGAGGAGGAGCAUCGUGUUUGCGAGCUGGAGUGCUGGAGAAUAUGGAAGUGUUGGUGCCACCGAGUGGUUGGAGGGUUAUUUGUCCUCUCUGAGCAUGAAAGCCUUCACCUACAUCAACCUGGAUGGCAUUGUGACAGGUCGGAACGGAUUUAAAGUGGCAGCCAGUCCGUUGCUGCACAACCUGAUCCAAAAUACUCUGAACGAGGUGAUGUAUAACAAGGACAAGUCUCUUUUUUCUCAAUUUGGAAAGGGUAACUGGGAGUCUAACAUCAUGGAGCCUCUGAGGUUGGACAGUGCUGCGUAUCCUUUCCUCGCCUUUUCCGGCAUUCCCUCAGUCGCUUUCAGAUUCCACUCUGGUUAUUCAGACUACUCGUACUUUGGCACAAUGCUGGAUACCCGAGAGAACCUGAACUCUGUCACAGCCAGCCAGGUUCCUCAGCUGGCUGUGAAAGCAGGCCAGUUUGCAGGUCACAUAGCGCUGAGGCUGGUCCAUGACCAUCUGCUGCAGAUGGACCUGAAGAAGUACGACCAGCUCAUACGUCGUCACGUGGUAAAGAUUAAUACGAAGGUCAAGGCUGUUCAGAGGAUGCAGCCCCAGCUGUUGCCCAAGGCCCUGACAGUGCAGUGGCUGAUCAUGGCCUCUGGCUCCUACAGCCGUGCCUCUCGAGGGCUGGCAGCCGACAUUCAGAACAGCGACCUGGAGGACAUCGAGAUGUGUCGCAUGAUCAAUGAUCGCAUCAUGACAGUGGAAAGGAACUUCCUGUCACCCUACAUUUCUCCCAGAGACAGUCCCUUCCGUCACAUCCUGCUGGGCUCCGGCCCCCACACCCUCGAAGCUCUGUCCAGCCACCUCGACGCUCUGAAGACUGACGACCCCGGGGCAGACGCCGAGCUGUUCCGCAACCAGUUUGCCCUGGCGACCUGGACCAUUCAGACCUGUGCUAACUCACUAGCAGGGGACAUCUGGUCGCUGGAUAAUGAAAUCUAGAAAAGUCAUUUCCCCUCCCUGAUUCAUGGUUUGGCCCUCUUAUUUCAACUGGCAGUGUGGGAUAAUUUUUGUAUGGUUUUGUAUGUUUUUUUUUUUGUAUCUUUAUCUAUACCAUUGUUUUAUUUAUGUUUUUACAUUCCUUUGAUGUUUUAAAAUACUGUUCUUUGAUGGUUUAAAUCAAGAUGCUUCUCACUAAUAAUGAUCAUAAGCAUACAUUGGAUUAUUGAAAUGUUUUUGAAUAAGGACACUAUUGAUUUGAGUGACUACUGUUCCGAAGGAACUACUGAUUAUUGUCCUGACUGA